AUGGGUUCUGAUAUUACAAAUAUAAUAGGUACCAUGGAUGUAGCGGAUACUAAAGAUGUAGUUGAAGUAGAUUCUGGAAAUGUAGUAAGUGCUAAAGGUAUAGUAGAUGUUGUAGAUGUAAAUACGGCAGGUGUUAUAAGCAUAAUAGGUGUAGUGGGUGCUGUAGAUAAUAUAGGCAUCGUAAGCGUAGUGGGUGCUGUAGAUAAUAUAGGCAUCGUAAGCGUAGUGGGUGCUGUAGAUAAUAUAGGUGUUGUAAGCAUAGUGGGUACUGUAGAUGCUAUAGGCAUAAAAGAUGAUAUAGGCAUCGUGAGCGUAGUAGGUAUUAUAGUGGUAGUAUCAAAGUUUUCAUAA
Molecule: messenger RNA, 351 nt
Organism: Racocetra fulgida
Lineage: Eukaryota; Fungi; Glomeromycota; Glomeromycetes; Diversisporales; Gigasporaceae
Source: the annotation of a GenBank genome assembly